CACGAGUAUUAUGAUUUUGCUAAAUGUCAUUUCCCAGUCCUAAUAAAGCGACAAGAAUGCUUACUAACUCGAGCAUUAGUUCUCAAGGCAGCCCUAAAUAUGCUGCCGAAUCUCUUAAUGCUUGUCUAAACGAUGAAUGUUUUGAUUCUAAUAAUAAAUCCACGGUAGCGCCUAAAGCUUUAGAAUCUACAUUCUUUGACAUUAAUUCCAUUAAAAGCUAUUUGGAGACGAAGUGUGGCGCUGUAUCUGAAUAUUUAUUGAGCAUUGAUGGUAGUACAAAAUGUAUAUUUUUUCAAGAUUUAUUUAUGAAAGACAUAUUCAACUUUUUUCCAGAUAGAUUAUGCAUUGAUCUUUCUUACAAAUUUUUCCAAACUAAUAUUUUCAUGUACUUAUUUUUAUGCGAUGAUUCAAAUGGUAAAAACUUUAUUGUAUCUCUUGGCUUCUCACAAGUAGAUGAUCCUGAAUGUACUGCUUGGUUAUAUAGUACAUUUAAAAGACAUAAUCCGAAUUGGCGGCGAACAAAAUUAAUACUUGCUGAUCCUAAGCUUAAGUAUCGAGAUGUUGUAAGAACUUGUUUCCCUAGCCCAUAUAUAUUAAUAUGUUUCUACCAUGCUGUUAAAACAUUUAAAAAAGCAAUUGACACUAUACAGGGUUUCUCAUCCGAUGAACAUAAACAGUAUACAUUGGAGUUAUUUAAAAAUAUGUAUCUUGCUCAUACUCAUGCUGAAUAUGAAGUGCACUAUCAACAGUUCCUUGCAUUACACAGUGAAGUUGUGGCAUAUUUUCAGGAAUUUUGGAUACCUCUACAGUACCAGUGGAGAACUGGACUCGAUUAUUAUCAUGAAGAUAUAUUUUUUCGUUUUAACCAGUACUUAGAAAAACUAGAUAAUUCUAUUAAGCCAUUUUUUCUGAAAAGUGAUAAUUUGUGUGAAUUUAUCAAGAAAUUAUUUAUUAUUAUAAAUUUAAUCAGGAAGGAAACAUCAAGUAUUGCUAUCAAUAGUUCACCAAAUUUGUACUCUCGGUUUUCCCCAGAAUUUCAAAUAUCAAAAGUGCUUACUCCUUUUGCUGCUAAAUUUGUAAUUGAGCAGUUAAAUCUCUCUUCAGAAAUUAAUAUGGAGUAUGGUGUAUUAGCUGAUAGUUAUUUUUUUGAUUAUUUGGGUACUUCUGUGACAGCAUCUUCAUCUAUAUGUUCAUGUCAAUUUUAUAUGUUUACCUUGUUACCAUGUCGUCAUAUUUUUGCAGUGAGAAAAGUUCUUUCACUCUGCGUAUUUGAUGAAGCUUUAAGUGAUUAUUUCUGGAAUGUUAAAUUUUAUCAGAAUACAUUAACAUGUAUGCAAACUCUUUCUAAUAAUUCAACUCUAGAGAUGUUUUCCAAUCCUCUUUCUAAACAAGUUUUGACAUCAAAUACAGUAGAAGAAAUUUUACCGGUAUUACUUGACUGCCCCAAAUCUAUUUUUGAGUCUAGGUAUGAAGUUUUAAGACAAAUUGUAAGUUCUUGGAAAAAAGAAGAGGAUGUUGUCUUGCAGUUUACUGGAGUUGAAUUAUAUACUCAGAAUAAUAAUUCACAAGAUAUAUUUUCUAAUGAGUCGCCUAAAAUUGAUAAAUCUGAAAUAAAACCCACAAACAUACCGAAAAAAAUGAAAUAUAUCAAAGAAAAACCAAAAAGAAAGCAUUCUCCUGUGCCCGACAUAGUUGCUGAAUCCAGCAAAUGGAAUUUCAAAAGCCAGAUUUUAAAUGGAAAAUUCAUAAAUUAUGCCUACUUAUGUAGAGUAAUUUGCAACACAAAAGAAGAUUGUGUGGAUUGGUUAAAAGAAAUGGAUCUUAUAGUAAAAACUAUGGUAUGUCCAACAUGUGGUUUUGAAAUGAAAAUCAAGAAGAUGCCUCGACUAUCAGAUGGAGCUAUCUGGUUCUGUUCCAAUGUUACCACUGUUAAAAGAAAAUCCUGCUCGAAACGAUGUUCUAUUAGGCGUGGCUCAUGGUUUGAAUUAACAAAUAUUACAUUAGAACAAAUCCUUGCAUUCUGCUACAUGUGGAUUAAUGGAUUUAGUCAGGAUCAGAUUAUUUCAGAGUCUGGUAUUUCUGCUGCUGCUUAUGUAUGGCUAAAUAAGUUUUGUACAAGAGUUUGUAAAGAGAUAUUGUUUGAUGACAAAAGUGACAAUAAAAUGGAACAAUUAAGCAGUGCUCAAAUUUUGGAUGCUUGGUUAAACAGUUGUGGAGAUGAAGACUCAUUUGUACGGCUUCUAAAAAAUGCAGCUGUUAUUCACCAACAGGACAAUACUAAACAUUCCAUUCCAUAGAAGAAUUUUGAUUCCUUUGUUAUCCUGCAUUCUUCCAUGAUAAAGUUUUUUGAGGAGAGACAAAAUCUGUGAUAUCAUUGAUUAUAUUUUUCAUUUUACAACCAGUGAGUUAGUUUUCCAGCAUAUUGUUAAGUUUUGUUUGAAACAGUUUUGACAAAGAGUAUGCUUGUUAUAUUUAUAUAUUUAAAAAUAUUUCUGUGAUAGUUUAUCAACAGUUUUUUAAAAUUAAAAAAAUCGUAUGAAUGCAUUUCAUUUACUUUCACUCAAGGAGCAAAAUAAACUUUAAAUACAUAACUUAGUCUUUUCUUUAGAAAUGUAUGUCAAAUACAUAUGACUUUCUUUUGAUAUUAUGGUUUUACUAUGCAUUAGAUAUAAAUGAAACAGUGCU
This is a messenger RNA of Uloborus diversus, 2685 nucleotides long. RefSeq lists its product as uncharacterized. Bases 24 to 2297 code for a protein of 757 amino acids. The record is from RefSeq and is a predicted model, not a curated record. Gene Ontology annotation, molecular function: zinc ion binding. The transcript is spliced from 4 exons. Lineage: Eukaryota; Metazoa; Arthropoda; Arachnida; Araneae; Uloboridae.